CACCAGAGCAUCUUUUCUUAGCAAUUUGAUAUGUCAAACUUUGUGAUUCUUCCAUUCUCAAUGAACAAAUGAGGGAAUAUUUAGUCAUAUACUUACAUAUCACAUGCAACCUCUUGGUUGGCCAAUGUAAUCUUAUUCAUGUUUCCUGAGAAGGGCAAAGGCGAUCAAUAUAUGGAGUCUUAUUAUAUCGAUCCUCCAGUACCGCUGAAGGGAGGACAUCACAUCUAAUCCAGGUGUGAGUGAGGAACAACGCCCUCUUGUGACUGAUUUGCUGAAUAAGAUGAUUCAAUCAGCCACUGCUCCAGAAUCUCUCCCAAACCCCAGUGUCUUGUUGGCUCUUCGCUUGGCUCGCGAUCACAACCUGAGCUUUGAGCAAAGGUUGCUAAAGAGGCUUACCGACGAUGCAGUAGAUAGGGUGAAGACUGGGAAAACUUUCACUUCCGGUCAGGUGGCCCUUUAUGCCUUAGCUCACAGGGCUUCCUGCUCUGAUCCCCGGAAAGUCUCUACUGCAGAUUUUGAACUGGAUCUGAUGAAGCUCUUGGAAAAGAAGUUUGCGAUGGAGCUGGAGAACAUCAAGAUCCAUGGCAAUUCCCUGACCAACUAUUACCAGCUCAGCUUGUGUGUUCUUGCCCUCUGUCAGCUUCAGGGUACCUUCUCACCAUCUCAGACGGCAGACCUGCUCAUCCCAGACAAUAAGAAGUAUUACCUUGGUGGCCAUUUCUCUGUGGACAUUGCAGCAGUAGCAGUCCUGGCUCAGAACUGCGUGCAGACCACAGAUAACAUCCCGCCAAAGGCAAACAGGACAAUAACAGCAAAUAUACAGUGGCUGCUGAAGAAAAUUCUGGAGCAGAAAAGCAGCAAUGGAAUAAUUGGGAAUAUGUACAGCACUGGAGAAGCCAUGCAGGCUUUGUCUGUAUCUGACAAUUAUCUCACACCAACAUCCUGGAACUGCUCUCAGACUUUGGCCACAGUCCUUGCUGAUAUUCCUAAAGGCACUUUUGACAACCCUAUGGCUGCUGCUCAGCUCUUCCCGUCUCUGGAGGGCCGAACCUAUCUUGAUGUGAGCACAAUUAACUGCUCCAAGGAUGAAGCUGUUGCCCUUCUGUUUAUGUUCUGCAUAGUAACCAAUGCCGAUUCCAUCUCUCCUGGGACUUGCUCUGUCCCUGAUAGUCAGCAGUGGUUGGUUACAGGACUCCAGACUCUGCUAGUGGACUCUGUCAAUCAGCACAGCUCACCUGAUCCCAGUGUCCUGAUUGCUCUGAACCUGGCUGAGGACCAAGACCUCAAUGUAAGAAAACAGCUGGUUGAGGAGAUCAAGAAAACAGCCAUAAAAGAGAUGACCUCGGGCAAAGUGGCGCUUUAUGUCCUAGCUCUCCGAUCAUCCUGUGAGAAUCCUAAUGAUGUUGCUACACCUGAAAAAAUUGUCAACUUGCUCCAUGUCCUGGAAGAAAAAACUAAAGAAGAGAUUAACUAUUUACAUGACUAUGGGACCCCAAAGACAACCUAUUACCAGUUGGCCCUGGAUACCUUGGCACUGUGUGUGGAAAAAAGCCCGGAUGUUGAAUUGGCUGCUGUAAUCCUUGCCAAGGCAGCACUGGCAAAUGACUUUCAGAGCUGGGGGUAUUUCUCUGUAGAUACUGCGGCCAUGACGAGUUUGGCUCUGAGCUGUGUGUAUGAUGGAAUAAUCGCGGUUCAACAAAACAAGCUUGUAGGAGCCAUUCAGGAGGCACUAGCUAUGAUAACAAAGCAAAUCCUUGGAUCACAACAGAGCAAUGGCAUUAUUGGAAACCUCUAUAGCACUGGGCUGGCAAUGCAGGCUCUCAAUAUUACUACUGAGUUCUACAUCGCUGGGGCAUGGAGUUGCAUGAAGACCCUUGACAAAGUGCUGAAUGAGGUCUACUUGGGAGCCUUUAAUAACCCUGGGACUGUUUCUCAAAUCCUACCUUCUCUAGUGGGCAAAACAUACCUGGAUGUGAGGGAUCUAACUUGUUCCUCAGAAAACAUUCCCACCAUUACAGUACGCUACACCAUAAUCAAUGACCUAAUAGGGCCCUAUUUCAAGUAUUCCAUAACAGUGAAUGUACCAAAGGGCUCCGUACUGCUUGCUGUCUUGGAAACUGCUCAGCGUGCUAAACCAAGCGAAUUCAGCUUUCAGACAGAACAGACCUCCUGGGGGCCCAUGGUGAUUUCUAUCCAUGGCAUCAAUGCUAGCACUGAUGAUAAGACCUAUUGGCAGUUCCUCAGUGGCAAAACACCUCUUGAACAAGGUGUGGGCAGCUAUAAGCCUGUGGAUAAUGAACAAAUUGUGGCUGUCUUCAGUAAAUACUGAGCUACAAGCUUGCAACAGGAAGGACAAAGGUUCAGAAAUAUAUGUCUCAACUCUCAAUAUGUAUAGUUUCUGCUUUAGGCUAAAGAGAUGUGUAUUUUAAGAUACAACAUUCAACCAUAUUGCAUGCUACUCUGCAGUUCUGUCACGUUAAAAAUAAAGUUGUUGGAUAUA
This is a messenger RNA of Rhineura floridana, 2500 nucleotides long. RefSeq names its product cobalamin binding intrinsic factor (gene CBLIF). NCBI's taxonomy places the organism in Eukaryota, Metazoa, Chordata, Lepidosauria, Squamata, Rhineuridae. The record is from RefSeq and is a predicted model, not a curated record. Gene Ontology annotation, biological process: cobalamin transport. Bases 281 to 2329 code for a protein of 682 amino acids. Gene Ontology annotation, molecular function: cobalamin binding. The transcript has 16 exons.